GACGUAGGAGGUGGAAAGAGGCGGCGCGAGUAGUUUUGCUCGGUGCGUGCGACUGGCCCAGCCCCUCUUUCCUUUUCCUCUCUUCUGCUCUCCCGCCGGGCGCCUGAGGGAGAGUUACUUAGCGGUUCUGAGGAGCCGCUGUUGUUUCGGCAGGGGAAAAACCGCCGCCCGCGAACCGCCGAGCUCCCUCUCUUUCCAGCCUCUCUCUCUCUCUCGCUAUGGCCAAGGAGGAGAAGAAGCCCUUCAGCCAGUCUAUGGCCGAGUGGCGGCGGUUCAUCUACAACCCCAACAGCGGCGAGUUCCUGGGGCGAACGGCCAAGAGCUGGGGUGAGGAGGGCGAGCGAGCGCGCGCGGGGAAGGGAGGGGAGGGGGCGGCCGGCACGAGGGGCGGUGGGAGGCGAGGCGGGCGCUUGCCUUGCCCGUCACGCAUCUCUCUCCUUCUCCGUCUCUCUCCCUCCCUCAGCUGGCGAGGGGGCCACGAGGCGGGCGGGCGGCGGCAGCAACGGGCCGGGAGCGGCUCUUGCGCGCGCCUUGCCCGCGUCUAAAAAUAGACCACCCGAACGUGACAGCGGGAGGAGGAGGAGGCGGCGGCGGCAUCAUCAUCUCCUCAGACCCACCAAAGAGGUGGCUUCGCCUGCCGCCUUCCCCCUCCUCCCUCGCCUCGCCGCCUCGGGAGCCGACUAGUAGGGGCCCGUUGUGAGGAGGGGGGGCCCUGUUUUCUUAGCUCGUGUCCCCAGCUGACUCUCGCCGCCUUCCUUAUCUUUUCCUCCCUCCCUCUCCCCCCCCCCCGCUGCUCCCCACCGUCGGGGGUUACGGAGGGACCACCUUCUGCCGUUGCCAGGCUCCUCCUUCCUGGCAAGCUGCGUCAGCGUGGACGGGGCAGGGUCCUCUUAGGGAGUCCCCCACCCCCCACUCUCGCCCCAUGUCAGUGAGAGAGAGAGGGAGAGGGGCGGUGGGGCGGGAUAGGGAGGAGGAAAGGAUUUCCCCUCGUGGGUGCGCUCCUCCCGGGGGCUGUUGCAUCUCUUUUUUCGCGCCGGGAGCUCUCGCCACGCUCCUGCCGCCGGCUGCGCUCGGGUGGCGGGGGGAAAGGCUUCAGAACAGGAUGUCUGUUUUCUCUUUUAUUUUCUGCAGCGUUUUUGGUUCCACCAGUAGGUAACUCCCAUCCAGCUUAGGCUAACUCCCGUGGGUGUUUGAAAAGCCGCCAAGCAGGCAUGUGCCUUCUUCCUUCAUCAGAACUUCUCAAGCGCUCUUUUCUUCCCUCAUUAUUUUUCAAACACGCUUUUGUUCUGUCGACGUUAGUUAGUUUGGAUUCAGUCUCUCUCUCUCUCUCUCUCUCUCUCUCACACACACACACACACACACACACGUGUGUGUGUGUGUGUGUGUGUGUGUGUGUAUACACAGACAGAGAGAGAGAGAGAAAGAGGAGGGACGGGUGGAUACUUUCAUCCAGGUUAUAGUUGUGUGUCCCCCCCCCUUCCUUACCCAGUUUUGUCCAAAGGGCGAGGUUUCCUUGGGUUUUCUUUUAAAGGAAGUAUAAAUUGAGGAACUUGCAGAGAAUUGCCUUUAGAAUCAUGGGAGAGAAAUUGCUUAUUUAAAGUACAGUACUUCCAAGCCCCCAUUCCAGACAAUGCCCAUCCAAGGUGGCUUAAAACAAUAAAUUAUAUAAAAACUGUGCAGCUGAGGUGUAGCAAACCAGAGUCAACGAGUAUUUGACUGUUGGGUACAGUGCAGUGUGGACUAUACUCUUGCUCAUUUUGUUAGUAUACAGUAUGAGCUUUGGGCACAUGCUCUGAAAUAAGGAAGAAGAACCCAAAGCAGAGUAUACAUGUCAGGCAGAAGAGGGCUGGCUGUGUUGUGAGCCUUUCCAUUCACAUGGAAAUAAAAUCCUCCUAGUUACUUUGCAAAAUGAAGAGUGGAGAGGAAAUUUCCACUAUCCACUCCUCUCAGACAGGCACACCAAUCACUAGGUUUCUUUCAAGUGUGUGGGUUGAGCAAGUGGGAAGUGGUAAAAAAAUGAGGACAGAGGAAUGCAUGCUGAUACAGUUUCCACUAAUUAUGAAAAGUACUUAAACACUUAACAUGUAAUUGUUCAUACUUCUUGUGCAAGCAGUGUUGGUCUGUGGCUGUGUUGACUGGGACGUUUAUAUUGUGAUGUUUGAAUAAUUUGUUACUUUGGGAAAAUGAUAUUUUAUAAUUUAAAGAAUAAAUUUCAUAAACAGUACUUUGGAUAAUUGUUAAUUUUAACAGUAUUUUUUAAAGUGAUGGUAAGUUUUACGAUAGGGUUGCUGUACGUUGCUGGCAUUGAUGAUGAGGGAUUAUUCCAUGACACUCUAGAAUACAAUUCCUGCUUAAUGUCUGUUGUACAUGUGGGCAUGGAAAAGUUGAAUGAUGAAGUUUAUUAUAUUUCUAAAUAUGACUAAAGUACAUUUUACACACACACAGAGAGAGAGAGAGAGAGUAAAUUGAUGGGUAGAAUCCAAUUGGCAUUCUAAUUUCUGGAAUUUUUGAAAUACUUUUUAAUUAACUGGAAUUUUCAAAAUACACUUUUUACAGAAGGUGGGGAGAGAAAUUGAGAGGAAUUAGAAACAAUUCCUCAUAGGAGGAAAACAGUUUUGCCUGUACAAACUGAAACUGUUCUCAGUUCUGUGUUGCUGCUAAUGGAGAAGGGAAAAUUUCCAGUAGCUUUUGGCUUAUCUGGAGUUAUGAAGUUGAAACCUCAAAUUGUGAUUCAAUUAUUUAAAACACUUCAACCAUUCCUAUCAUUGUGUAAGAUGCUUCCAGAGCAACUUAUGCCUAAAAGCAGUUUACCUUCACUUGCAAACUUGCAGUGUGUAUAGAUGGGAAAAUAAAGUCCUGAGGUUCUGCAUAUGCAGGUUGUGGGUGCUGCUUAAGCAGUACUGUGUAAGAGACAAUGUUAACUUUCCUACUGCAAAAGCCCCCCCUGCCAUUUUUUUUAGCCAUUCCUCUUGGCUAUUCUAUUUUAGUGGAUAUUCUCAGCCUUGUAGAAAAGCAGAUAGCCAAGAUAAAUUUUUUAUCAGCCGGGGUUGUGUAUCCCUUGAAAUCUCACAGUAAAAGAGUUAAUGAACCUCAACUUUCCAGCUCUGUUAUCUUUUCAUCCACUUUUGAUCUUUCUGCUGCUGUUGUGGAUCUGUGGGGAAGGAGAAACUCAAUCAAGGCGCAGAGGGAUGGGGAAGGAUUAAAAACAAUCUUUAUUCUGUGAAAGGAUGUAAGUCAAAAUGCUUGAGGUGUAUUGCAUAGCACAGUUUUCAGUCUUUGAGCACAUAUAAGAAGCCCAAGUCAUAGUUCAGCUUUUCUCCUGCCGCUUUUCUUUUAGCUGUAACUUGUUUUGCUCUAACCAUGUCAUAAUGUGUGUGUGUGUCAUGCAUUUGCUGUACUCUUAAAAAAAACCCCCACAACUCUUUACAUCCACAGUUGCUACAGUUUUUUAAUUCCUAGAGUGCCAAAAUUUAAGUCGUUCCCAUACAUGAACCUAAGUGAAGGCAGAUGAAGGAGUUACAGGUUCCUGAGGGGAUCUUCCUCUUGCUGUUCUGGCAGGGAGGGAGGGACCCCUUGACCCACUGGAGGGUGACCAGGCCAGAUAGGCAGGCAUGCUUCUGUGGCUUUGGGAACAGCCUGCCCGCCAUUGACCCAGCAUGUUGCAGAAGUGAGAGCCUAUUGCAUCUGCUCAGAGCCCCGCCUGUGCAGUGGUUGGGAGUCCUCCCAGGGUUUGGGUGGGGCAUGUGGAGCAGAUAAGAGUCUCUGGCUUGGCCACCAGCCUCUGCAGCUCCUUGUUUUGGGCAUGAAGCUCUGUGGGUAGAGCUGCAUCCAGCACUGGACAGGGGUUUGGGCUCCCCUUGGAGAGGGGAGAGACUGCCUUGGGAGGUGUUGGACUCUCCUUCAUUGGAGGUUUUAAAGCAGAUGGAUGGCCACCUGUUAGGAAUUCUGUAAGCUGUGAUUCCUGCACUGCAGUAGGUUGGACUACAUGAUCCAUGAGGUCCCUUUCAGGUGAAUUAUGAAUUUAAGCCAUAAAAAAUACUUUACAUGCACUACUGGAUUUAAAGAGAGAUGGUGUAAUGCCAUGAAAAUGUUAACCUAUAGCUCCAUUAUUCAUUUUCAUAUAUAAUUAAUAUGUUUUACAGCCAGAGCAGGUGCUGCAACAUUCCAACAGCUUGACCUCACCCCCAAAGGCACACUCCUCCAUUGUCUCCCAAGACAGACAGAUGCCAACCAUAUAAUUUUAAAGAUAUUUUUCAGGGUUUCAUUAUCUGGCAAGAGUUUUUGCAAAUGGCAUUUUUCACAUGCGUAAAACAGCCACAAGUAUAACAUGCGAGAUGACUCAGAAUUUCUUUAUUUUACCCUCUAAAGUUCAGAGACUGAUCUCUUCAACAAAAUAGGCAAUAGCUUAAUGACCCUUUGUUGUGUUGGUAGUUUUGUUUUUUCAUUUGGUGAAUUGGCAAGAAAUGUUAUGGUAGGAACAAAAUCAGGUUAGCUUAGGGCAGUAAAACCUAAGUUAGUUGAGUGUGCUAUGCUGGCCACAAAACAUACUCCCUGCUCCCAAAUAAAAAGAAAUAUCUGUAUUUUUAACUGUGUUCUCUUCUUUGAAGUUCUUAGCACUAAGAAAAUGUAAUGUUACUUGAAAUGCACACGCAACAUUUGCUUUGACCAAUGUAACACCACAGUGUGAAACUUACUUCACAUAAAUGUGUUGUCCCAAGUAUCAUUUAAACCACCUUUUAGGAAUGUCAUAAUUUCUUCCCUGAUAAUUUAAUUUUCCCGCUAGAUAAGGUGGGUGGACAGAUGUUAUUGCUUUUAGAAGAAAGAUAGUAUUUUUAUGUGUUAAUACAUUUAGCAAUUGGAUAUCUUUUUAAGGUUAAUUAUCAGUGACUUAAAUUUGGUAUGUUUAGAAAAGUGUAGAAUUUGUAUUUCUCUACUAGAGCCCCACCAUGCUUCCCCUCAGAUUCAUCAUGGUGGCAGGCCUAGCCUGAUUGGGUCUCCCUAGCUAGGUUGAAUAAGUUCAUCUAGGAUGGGGAGGUUUUUUGGUUCCACAGGCCAGAUCCUUAUGAGGGUCCCCCUGUGGGCAAAACAUGGCAGGUGGGUGGAGUCUCAUAUAGAGAUACAAAAAUUUAGCAGAAAGUUUCUUGCCUUGCUUCAGGGAAGAGUUGGUUGGCAUCCAUCUGUCUCGAGAGACAAAGGAGGAAUGCACCAUUGGGGGUAAAGUCAAACCCUUGGAGAGUUACAGUGUCUGCUGUGGCUGUAGAGACCAAUAUGGGAGAGACAUAUUUUAUUGCAGCUGUGCGCCUGGGGCAGAUGCUUCAGGGAAUCCUGUAAAAGAUUGAAGACAGCCUUGAACACAAAGUGUUACUGAAAUUUCUAAUAUAAUUUAAAAUAAACACCACAAACACAGGAAACUCCUGUGGCAUUUCUCUCACCUGCCAGUGAUGAUAAAUGUUGGGUUUAAAAAGAAACAAUUAGAGUGUUGCCACAGUUAAGCAUAAAUUAGUAGUUACCAUACGGACUUGAUGAUGACCUGAAAUUUGUGAAUGCAUACUAAAGUGGCAUAUGCACAGGGUCUUGCUUUGGAGGCAUUUAUUUGUGGGUAUCUAUAAAUGAAUUCUGCCAACCUAGCAGUUCAAGUGCAAGUGCAGUGGUACCUCGGGUUACAUACGCUUCAGGUUACAGACUCCGCUAACCCAGAAAUAGUGCUUCAGGUUAAGAACUUUGCUUCAGGAUGAGAACAGAAAUUGUGCUCUGGCGGCGCGGCAGCAGCAGGAGGCCCCAUUAGCUAAAGUGGUGCUUCAGGUUAAGAACAGUUUCAGGUUAAGUACAGACCCCCGGAAUGAAUUAAGUACUUAACCCGAGGUACCACUGUAGAUAAAUAGGUACCACUCUGGUGGGAAGAUAAACGGUGUUUCCGUGUGCUGCACUGGUUCGCCAGAAGUGGCUUAGUCAUGCUGGCCGCAUGACCCGGAAGCUGUACGCUGGCUCCCUUGGCCAAUAAAGCGAGAUGAGCACCGCAACACCAGAGUCGGUCACGAUUGGACCUAAUGGUCAGGGGUCCCUUAUAAAUGAAUUUGGUCACAGGUCUUGUGCCAGAAAACCUUUCCCCCCCAAAUUUUCCAAUAAACAUUGCCAUAUAUCGGACAUAUACUCAUGAAACAUUAGUUCUUUGUGCAUAUUACUGCAGGUUGAAUUUUUAUUUUUAUUUAUGCUUUUAGAGAAAACAAUUAUCCAAGUUACGGAUGAAAUAUUGAGGUUGCAAAACUGUUAUAUGGGUCACAGCUUUUAAAAUACAAUAAAAUGAAAGCAUUUAAACUGCCUGUGACAUCUUAUUGAUUAUUUUUGAAGGAAUGAUCAAGCCAGUUAACACACCAAGAUAAAUGUUUUAGACAAAUUAGGAAUUUGCACAGCAGGUGCGACUAAUAUUGUGGUUCAUAAUGUGGUUAACAUUGGGAACCGGAAACUUGCAAGUUACAUGUAGUGUACUUGGCCUCUUGAAAUAAUUUCCUGUACCUCAUCAGCAUUAUCUAUUGAGUUCCUACAGUGUUGAUAUUGCCCAGUGCUUGACCUAUUCAAUGUGCUCACUUUUCAAAUUAUGAAAUAGUCUACCAGCCAAUCAUUGGAACAAGUGCUGCUUCCUUCAUCUACCAAAAAUUGAAGGGUGCUGAGUGCUGCACAGGCAUGAGCCUUCAGUUCCCCAGGGAUAGAAAUGUGAACUGGCUGAAGGAAAGCAUAAGGCCAACCUGAAGCCUAAAGUGAGUGUAUAGGGAGCUGGGCUUGGAGGGCACAUUCCCUGUGGAUUCAUCUCAGGCUAGAAGCCGGGAAAAUAAAUGUCUGCAAGUAAACUACCUACAAAUUAAUGGGAAGUUUGCUGUCCAAAAAUGAUUAAUGAAGUGUUACUUUUGAAUGGCAGUCUUACAUCUUGAAGAAAGAUAUUGAUCUGUCCAUUAAAUUCUCAGCACUUGUUUUUGGAAAUAUCUAUGCAUAUAUCAAUUCCAUGCAAAUGUUUUUGCUUGGUGCCCUUGUUCUCAUCUCUAAACAGCAAUUACUGCAUGCCAAAAGGCAUAUGGGCUGUAUAAACAAAAAAGGUGAUUUUUAAAAAAGUAAUUCCUAGAUAGUAUAAAACUAUCUGUAUAUCAGUGUCUGAAUUAUUACAGCCCGUUAAAGUGCACUUUGGUUAGGAAAUACCUGAUUUAUAAAGAGGGAACUUGAUUUAAAUGGUGGUUCUCAUGGUGAUUUGAGUUGCUGCUUUAAAUACCUUUGUUUUUUUUCUACUCUCGAGGCUAGAUCAUGGGAAAGGUAACUUCCUUAUAGUUAAUAUACUGGGGAAGGGCAUUUGUACCCAACCUAGGGCAUUUGUAAAGUUAUGGAGUUGUAAAGACUGCAUGUUCCCUGUCCAAUAAACUCAUCUGGAAAGAUGCCAAAGCUGUUAUAUUGGGUUUUAAUGACUUUUGGGGGAAGCAUUGCUGAAGGUGAAAGGGUGUCAGAGCAAAGGCAGCAUUUCAGCUCAGCUACUAUGAUUAUUGAGAGGAAAAUGGCAUUGAUAUGUACCAGCUCCAAAUUCUCUGCCUAUUGUAGCAUACUGGUUAGCAGCACUGAUCACUAGUCUUUCAGGAAUCUUGUAUGAGUUUGGGAAAUGUGUGAUACAGCCUUGUAAAUAAGCCUGCAAAAAUUACUUGCCUGCAGUCUUUUCUAUAUUUUUUUACUAGCCGGCUAGGGGACUAGACGUCCAUGUGUCCUUACUGGCUGUUUCUGUGACUAGUAUCAAAAUGCAGGCUACUAGCCUAUUAGCAGAGUAGUUUAAAAUGCCUAUUAACAAACAGACUGGGGGGGCAAGGAAAUAAAGAUGAGGAACGGGUUACUAGCAGGGGCCAGGUGGACUGACAGAGGGUAUGGAGUGAUCUGUCCUUCCCAUUCUGUCACCUGCAUUGAAUUCCUAGUCAUACAGUGGUACCUCCGGUUACAAACUUUAUGCGUUCAGUUCUGGAGGUCCGUUUGUAACCCGAAACUGCUCGUAACAUGAGGUGCGCUUUCACUAAUGGUGCCUCCCGCUGCUGCCGGCGUGCAACUUCUGCUCGCAUCCUGGGGCAAAGUUCGCAACAAGGGGCAUCUACUUGUUAGUGGAGCUCGUAACCCGCAGCGUUCGCAAGGAGGACGGUACGUAACACGAGGUUCCACUGUAUAUGGCUACCCAGUCAGAUUGUUAAAUACAAGGCUAGUGUGGUCUUUCUGUCUCCAUUUACUUUGCUUGCUGGAGAUUAUGCUGCAAGAAGCUCAGUGAUGUAUAGGAAGGGAAAGAGUUUAAGGUGGGUAGUUCUCCCAUCUUCUUGUUCAUUGUUGAGUCUAUUAUCUUGGCUUGAAAGAACAUUUAUUCAUUCCAGAUCAAUUCCUUGAACCAGCCAUGGCCUCCAGAAGCAUUCUGUCUGUGCAUAUGCACACAUGCACAUGUGCUUUAUUGAGAAGUUAUUUCAGAACGUUGGAAACUGUCAUGAUACAAUAUAUAAUAAAAAUGAUUGUCACUUGUUUGCUGUUAGCAUCAUCCAGAAAUCUUAGAACUGUAUAUAUGUUUGUUUUCUGUAACAAUAUGUACAGUAUGUUUGCUUCUACAUUCUGUAGAAAACACUUUCCUAGCCACAAUUUGAGAACUUGCAUCCUAGUUAAGAUGGUUUAUUUAAUUCAGAUUAUUCUCUGAUUGUGGAGUCCCUGGUCAGUCGAUGAUGCUAUCCCACAAAGAUUGUUUCCAUUGGUGUCUGUGCAUUAGUGGAACAGAGUUCUGCUUCUGCCGUGGGACUUCCAUUCCUCUUCUCCCUCCCCCCCCCCGCCACCGGAGCCCUUCACUUCCACUCCAGAGGUUUAAGAGACCCUAUAGAGCAGAUUUGGGGGUGGGGCUGUGAGGAACUGUAAGAGGGAGGAAAGGAAGGUUGCAUAAGCUGAACACAUUCACAUGAUGAUGGAUUCAGCCCAGUUAUAUAGUAAGCAGUGAUUUGUCUUCUGUACUUCACUGCAUGAAAGCAUCCAUUUUGAGAAAUGAUUUGUCAUACAAAAUUAGUAGCUUAACUAAGUAACAUGUCAAAGUAUUUCAUGGAUGCAAUAACAGUCAAAUCUAUUUUUAAAAAUCCAGGUGAUUCCUAGGAAGCACACACACCAACAUGCAGACCUCCUCAAGCAAACUAGAAUUGCUAUGUUAACAGUUUUCAGUGUCUCAUUUUCUUCUUUGCUAACUAAUAUAGGGAAAGUAUGCUAUUGCUUACAAGGAUUUCAGUAAAAAUAACUAAAGUUCUGAUUUUGUUUGAAUGUAACAUUGAAUCCACAUUAAGCAUGAGAUAUCUAUCAACUGUCUAUCUAUCUAUCUCAAAUAUUUCUGUUCCAAUACUCUUGGCUAUUUUUUCAGACCUAUCCAGCACGUAAAAUUAACCUGGCACACUUCAAAGCAUCCCCCCCCCUACUUAGCCAACGUUGAACAUGCUAAAUUAAAUCUCAGUCUUUUUAGGGCAGUGGAUUUCCCCCCCCCCCCAAAAAAAAUCCUGUGUUCCUAAGAAUUGAUAAAACCAAUUAAUAGAUCUUCAUGACUUUUUAUCAUUAAUUACAUAUAUCCAUAGGAUACUGGUGUUUUCAUUGUUCUGCAGUCAAUGCAAAACUCUUGUUGAAACUGCCUGCCGAAGAAUGCAAGCCCAAACAUUUGCUGGUAGGGAAUGAAAGUGCACUGCAGAGUGUCUCGUGGCACCUUAAAGACUAGGACUACAUCCACAUCCACAUCAUCGGUUGCUGUAGUCCGCAAAAGCUUAGUCCACGAUCUAUUUGCCUUCAAGUUUCACAAAACUUUUUGUUUCAACAGACUAACACGGCUAUCCUCUGGAAAGUCUUAACAUCUACUUAAUAAAGCUGACCAUCCAGUCUGGAUAGCAGCGGAGCUAUGUAUGCUCCAUUUCAAAAUGCAGCCUUUCCUCUUAUUUUCCUGUUGUUAAUCUCUCCCCUUGUUUUGCUUGUUUUGGCUGGGGGGGAGGGUUGUCACAUUUCCCUUGAAGUGGGGAGUUUGCAAGCUACAAUAUUUUUUUAUUGUAGAUGUGUCCAGAAGAGUUGUAUGGUCAACGUCUGAGUUGCAGUGUGCCUUCCUGAGGCCAAGGAUCUUGGCAUUGUUGUUCAUACGUUGGUAAUUUCCUUGGAUUGUUGCAUGUAGAUCAUAAAGAGCUUAGGGACCGUUAGUUUGCUUCUAAACACAAUUCAUGGCGAUGCUUCUGACCUAUAAAGCCAGCUUUUAACUGUUAAAAUUACUUUAACGUUUAAACAUACACUUAUCUUCCAGUCCCGUUUAUAAGUACAGUUACUUCGUUUACUAUAUAUCUAGAAAAGUGAGCUUUCAUGAGAGAUGCUUUACAUCCUAUGCAAGAGCCAUCAUUAUUUCAUUGCUGUAUCCAAUAGUGAAGUUUUCUCAACACAGCAGUGAAAGAGGGCCACCACAGACAAGUUGAGGAUUCUGGCAAAUUUUGCAGAUUCAGCAGGUAUUCAGAAAAAUAUUAGUUUGUGAACUUGAGGAAAAAAGAGGGAAAUGAACAAAAAUAUCUUGACCAGCCUGAGACUGCUCAUUGCACAACCACAGUUACCAUGGAGAUUGUGCAUUUCAUUCUGGUGUUCAGAAGUUCAAGAUCAACCUCCAACAAGUUGCUGAGGUACACAGCCCUGCCUUUAAAAAAAAGCAACUGCUGGUAUGUUAGAGCAUCAGAAACAUCCCCACAAUCCUACAGAGGAGUGGCUUGUACCAUUUUAUAUCCUUCUCAUGCCUGCUUUUUUCUGCUGUUCUUUCCUGUCAUAAACCUCCUCCCUUUCCUGAAGCCCUGGGCUUGGAGCAGAAUGCUGUUGCCUCUCUUCUCCCCUUUUUCUCUAGGAAAGAAAAGGAAGUUGCAAGAUGCUGUAUUCUGCAUUGAGGCUGAUUUUAAAGAACUGGUGCUUGAGUUUGCUUCUCUCCCCCCCCCUUCAUUCCUAUCCUCUUUUCCUUGUGUCAUGUCUUUCAGGUAGUCCUUGCCACCUGCCUUACAACCUUACUUCUGAUUUUUUUUAAGCUUCUCUAGGAGCAUUUUCAGUUAAAGAGCAGGGUAAAAAUGCUUUUUUAAAAGAGAGUUGGAGGCAGAGAGCGGAAUCUGGAGUGGGCUUUUGUGGAAGGAAACACUAUGUUUACUGGCCUUUUCGCCUUAGUAUUAAAAAUGGUUCCUGUUGGGCUUUAGCCAGGCAUAUUUUUAACACUUGAUGUUUUUAUGUUUUUUGAUAUGCUGUAAGCUGCCCAAUGUGGCUGGGGAAACCCAGCCAGAUGGGCGGGGUAUAAAUAAUAAAAUAAUAAUAAUAGUAAAUAUUAUUACUAGUACUAGGGACGCGGGUGGCGCUGUGGGUUAAACCACAGAGCCUAGGACUUGCCAAUCAGAAGGUCAGCGGUUUGAAUCCCCGCGACAGGGUGAGCUCCUGUUGCUCGGUCCCUGGUCCUGCCAACCUAGCAGUUCGAAAGCACAUCAAAGUGCAAGUAGAUAAAUAGGUACUGCUCCGGCGGGAAGGUAAACGGCGUUUCUGUGCACUGCUCUGGUUCGCCAGAAGCAGCUUAGUCAUGCAGGCCACAUGACCCGGAAGCUGUACACUGGCUCCCUUGACCACAACCCCAGAGUCAGUCACAACUGGACCUAAUGGUCAGGGGUCCCUUUACCUUACUACAAAAGGCAUGAUUAGGGGUGAGUGCAAAGAACAGACCAUCUGCCUGAGGCAAGGGAGUUGAAUAAUUUGAGAUGGUAGAGAGAAGUGUUUAUGGAAAGCUGUUAGACAGGAGUUUGUGGGAGGGAAUUGUGUAUGGAUGUUUGGGAGGCAGGAAGACUGUGUUAGUUUCCCACUAACAAUCAGUAAUAAUAAAUUCAACAGUUACAUAUUAGUUAACUUGUCAAUUUCAAAAUGCGAAGAACAAAUUCCACCUAAUUUUCCUUCCCUCUCUGAACUAAUGUUGCAUACAUUUUACCGUCAGCAAUAGUAUAUGUGUUGCCUGCCUCAGCUAGCAUGACCAGUAAUCAGGAAAGAUGACCAAUUAGAUCAACCUGUGGGGCGGUGUGAGGGGGCAUCUCUCUUGGGGGGGGGGCAGCUCAGAGAGGCAGUGGCUGUCUGGAGUAUUCCCAAGGAGAGGAGCAGAAGAGACUGGGGGAACACUCCACAAGGGAGGCUGCCGGCUUUGUAGGCAAUGGGUGACAUAACUGGGCUUCUGAGGCUCAGAGCAUGUUUCCCCACAGGGGAGCCACAGAAAGAAUGUAGUAGUUGGUCAAGGGAGCCGUGGAGUCAAAAAGGUUGAAAAACCUCUGAGCUAAACUAUAGGGUGAAAACUUGUGUAGCAGUGAAGAUUCCAAAACUUUGCAGUGGGAGAACUCAAGGCACCUAAACAGCACAAGCUGAAACAACACACCACAACCUAUCAAAUGUUUUCAAACCAAACUAGGGUACUUUUGAGUUUUUCCCUUGUAACACUAGCUAGCUCUUACAACAUACUUAAAGCAAUAUGCAGCCAUCUGAAGGUGGGAGAUUGUGAGAGAUAAUGUAUGCAGCUGUGUAUGAAUGAGCUUGUACUCCUGUCCCACCUGGAUGACUGACAAACAGCUGCAGCUGAACAUUGUACUAAACCCUGCUUGCUUCUCACAGGAACAUGGGAAACUUCCUUAUACCAGGUCAGACCAUUAGUCCAACUAUCUCAGUACUGUUAAGAUUGACUUGAGAGUGACUUUCUAGGGUUUCAGGCAGCAGUCUUUCCCAGCAUUACCUGGAGAAACCAGUAAUUGAACCUGGGGCCUUUUACAUGCAAAUCAUGUGCUCUUCCACUAAGCUAUGGCCUUCCGCUGGAAUGGCUAUGAGGAAGAGUUUGGAGGUUUUUGUUUCUUUUUUCCAUUAACCACAGCUGGCUGUGUCAGCUGCACCAGUAAAAUGUAUUUUUUAACAAGUCAGCUUGUUAACCAUGAGUGAUCAAGCUGGCUUGUAUAAACAAGCCAUAGGUAACAUUAAGUAUAGCUUAUUGCAGGGGCUGCCAACCUCUUUGGGAGCUUAGGCACAUUUGCAAACUUGUGCACACACACUAGAGUCAUACACAGCUGCACACUUGGCAACCACACACAGGCAUGCACAUACACACACACACACACAUACAUGCCAGUAAUUAAGCAUAUGUGUUGCCAUAGUACAAUACCAUCAACUUCCUUUCAUUUAUGGUUCUUCAUCCCCCCUGGAAUUGAGCAUGUGAUGAAAACAGCAGUCAAGGCCAGAUAAUAACCCAACUCAUCUUAUCUCUGCUGUCUCUGAUAAUAGCCCUUCAAGGCUCCAAGAAACAGCUGCAUGGACAUCUUGCUUUGUCUUUAUCAGACUCUGUGUUGUAGAAUCUAUGUCUGCCUAUUUCAUUUUUUUGUUCUUUCAAACUUUUUAAUAUAUUGCUUUUUAAUAAUCUUUACCCUAAAUACACUUGAUUUGAAUAUUUAAGUAUGUUUUGUGGGUAGACGAUCUCUGAUAAAGGUCUGUGUUGCAUUAGAUGGAGUUGCGGCACUUUCUCUCAUAUGAUCUUCUCUAAUGAAAAUGUUCCCUCCUCCAGCUGCUUUUAGCCCUCCAGUGGACAAAAAGGCAUGUGUUCCACAUUGUACCUCACUUUCCCUUCCUCCCCACAGUAGGGCUAUUAGGAGCUGGAUGGGGGCAAGAACAAUUUUUGCCAAGAAAGCAUUGUAAGAGGAAAUAGCCAUAUCUGGUUCUUCAAGUCAUGUGCUAGAUCAGGUAGCCAAUGUGGUGCCUUCCAUAUGUUGGACUACAGCUCUCAUCAUCCCUGACCACUGUCCACGGCAAGGGCUUAUGGGAGUUAUAGGCCAGCAACGUCUGGAGGGCACCAUGUUGGCUACCCCUGUGAAUUUUAUGUUUCCCUAAACAAGUUAUUGAGCAAACAACAUAUUAAAUAUUAACCCUUAUUAUAUGUUCCAGAACACACGUAUGGUGUGUUCUGGAACAUAUAAUACCCCCACUGUAUGUGUGCUAAUAGAUAUGUUGCAGAUGUGCUGGUAACUGCAUGUCCAGUGGGGGCAGGAGGUGCAAUUGUAAUGGUGCUGUCUUAUACAUUUCUGUUCCCCAAAACCUGCUCAUGUUUUCCCAUCAGUGCUGUAAUGGACCAUUGACAUAAGGGUUUCAUUAGUUGGGGCAACCAAGUGGCUGAGCUGCUAGAUAACACAGUGUUGUAACUUGGUGUUCGUCUUGCACAAUAGCAUUUAAUUGCAUUUAAUUUAAAUGCAAAACUAUUUCUGCCCACCAGGUUGGUUGGUUGGUAAGGUAUGCACAAUACUCGGGGAAUGUUGCUGUAGCAGAAAUUUUUCUUCUGCAUCUACUACAAAAUCAUUUCUAAAUAAUACAGCUUCAAAAACUGAAAUGUCAAGUAUGGAAUUAGGGGAAAGACUAUUAAAAGGUAGCUCAAGCAAUGUUGUUGUUACCUGCUGAUUUCAGUAUGGUGAGUGUCAGGUUUCAGCUGAAGUAAGCAGCAUAACUAGAGGGCCAGGUAACAUCAGUAGCAAUACUACUGCUGCUGCUGCUACUACUACUUCUACUACUUCUGUAAAUGCUAGUUCACCAGCUACGGCCUUCCUGGGUGGGGAUAGCCUAGCCGUAGUAUUUUAUAUACAUUACUGUAAUGUGCUCUGUGGACCUACCCUUGAUUCAGCAGCUGCGUUUAGUUUCAUAGCAUCUUCACUGGUUGCCUGUUUGCAAAUGUGUUAAUCAUAAACUAUAAAACCCUAAACAACUUAAAACUCAGAUACCUGAAGAUGCAUUUCUCUGUAUAGCCCAUAUGCUUAGAUCUAUAUGGUAGGCUCUUCUUGCUGUCCUGCCGAUGAGUGAACUCUGCAGUGUGGUGAUAUGAGAUAGGGUCUUCUCUGUGGGAGCACCAUAUCUGUAGAACUCCCUUCCCUUGGAGGUAUGGCUGGCACCAACAUUAUUCACUUUUUAGCAUCAGUUAAAUAUGUACCUCUUUACUUAGGCCUUUGCAGGAAAUUGAUCUGUUUAAUACUAAUAGUAAUGAUGAUUAUAUGUUGUAUUGUAUUGUAUUGAUUCAUUAAAUAUAUUGCUAACUUCUACAUCCUGUGUGCUUUUUUGCAGGCUUAAUUCUGCUGUUUUAUCUUGUAUUCUAUGGCUUCUUAGCUGCACUCUUUACAUUCACAAUGUGGGUUAUGCUUCAAACAUUGCGUGAUGAUAUACCCAAGUAUCGUGACCGCAUUUCUAGUCCAGGUAAGUGUGUAUUCCUCUUCUUGGAUAAAGUUUGCAUUCAGACUCAAACAUCAAUAGAUCUUUUGUUAUAAUAGGCAGUUUUCUUAAGUUGGAAGCAUUUACCAUUGCCAGCAUUACUUUGAACUUCUAGGUUUCUUUGCUCUUGUCACUGCCACUCAUCUGAAGACCUUCACAUAAGCAUUAAAAUAGCAAAAGAAAUAAAGCAGAUUGAUAGGCAGCUGUUUUCUUACAACAGUUGACACAAGUUAAACAUGAAAACAAAAUAAGAUAUCGUCAGUAAUUACAUGGCAUAAGAAACAGAGGCAUUCAUUUCCUUAUGUAUUAUAAUGCAAACUUCAUUGGUUGCCUUUAAUUUGGGGGAAGUGGUGGUUCUGAUUUACAGAUAACCCCAAGUCCUUUUUUCGACCCAAAUCCACAGUGUUAGGGAUUUUAUUUUAUUUUCCCAACUCUGGUGCAAUGAGUCUGUUAACAAGAAACAUUUAUGAUCUUCCAAAUUGUGGUUGGAAAUACUAGGAACAAGUACAGAUUCACCAGUCAUAGAGGCUACAUGCCAGGGCGUAGUGUGAACCAGCACUUGCCAAAAUCUUAAUCAUCUUCAGUUUCUGCAUGUCAGUGGAGAAUGCCUGCCAUUAUAUGGCCAAAAUGGUAGCACCCAUGGUUUGCAGAAGUUUUUUUUUAAAAAAAGUUAGGAAAAAAUAGUAUGGGGAACAGCCUCAUAAGGAUUUGAUGACACUAUGUUAGUCACAUCUGCACCAUAUAUUUAAAGCAUUGUUAUACCUCGUUAGUAAAAUAAUAAUAAAUCCUAGGUUACGGUAGUUUAAAGGUGCUGGAAGUUGUUAGGAGACCCACCUAUUCCCCUCACAGAGCUACAGUUGCCAGAGUAGUUUAACCACCAAUCCCUCUUCCCAGGGAACUCUGGUAGUUAAGUUAAUUGGGGGAAGCCUGAGUAAACAAAUACUUUUAAAACAGGCUCUGAAAUAACCAUGGAAUUGAAGCUUGCCUAAUCUUAAGAGGUAGGGGGCUGAAUACUGCAGCUUGGGUUCUGAGUGGUUUAUAUCGACCCUGCAGGGGUUUGAUGGUUGGGGGUUUGCCUAGAGAAGAGAGAGUACCUUACAACAUCCCUGCAGUGUUAUCCAUUGCUUUUAUCCUUGCACUGCAGGCUGGGCCUAGAGAAUAGUAUAUAACAACCAUGCAAUAUAGCUCACCAAUAUGCCUCUAUUCCAGGUAAGAGGACUUUGGUGAGAGUAGUGUACAGCAGCACUGCAAUGCAGUCUACUAUUAUCGCAUGCCAAAGGUGGGGUUACUUAAGUUGCUCCCUCGGACCUCUGCCCAGGGAAAUAAAAGCAUUAGUUGUGUGGAGAAGCCUCACCCUCUGUUUACUUCUAUGCAGACUGGUUGUACUUUCUAAUUAUUAUUUUUUUAAUUACACGUGAGGUAAGACCCAAGCUAAGCAGGGGCCGCUGCCUUCAGUGUUUCUUGAAGCCCUUUAGCUACAGACUCAGAUACACACAUCCCACACACCAUUUUGUUAUGGGGCCCCACUUGUCUAUUUCUUUAACAUUUCUCAUGUGCCUUAAUUUCCUAGGGUGAUAUAAGGUGGCAUCAGACCACAGAAAGUGAUUAGUGAGGAUAAGCAGGACUAGUAAUUUUUACACAGCGUGGUAUGUAGACUGGACAGCUAAACCCAAUGUUGAAAUCUUGACUCAACUUGCAUUAGCCCUCCAUUAAACAAUACAUGCAAACAAGUUUGAAACAGAGUAAGAUACAGGCUAAUGCUUAGUGUGGCUAGGCCUUCAAUUUCAGUGUCUGAGUACACGAAUGCAGCAUUGGUGUUCUGUGGGCCUCACUAUCACUGGCUUCGGGGAGUUGAUUUGAUUGAAGUUAUUGUUUCUUGGAUUGCUCUGUUAUCACCCCUGCAUAAAAAAGACACACCUUAAAUGUAAAAGUGAAAUGUAAUCUCGAAUCAGUAAAACUAUAAUGCUGCCAUUUAAAUCAUUUGAGUAUUGAGGGAUACGUUUUCUACAAUUGACCUAAAUACUGUAAUUACUUUCAGAUCAUUAUGUACAAUAGAGGUGAACAGGUUAUUCCUCCAUGAUCUCUAUAAAGUCCAGAUAAAUACAUUUUGGGGAGGGAUUUAUGUGUCAGAAUAAUUCUUUCUGAGAAGUGUUAUGAAUUAGCAGCUAGCUUUGGUUUCUUUUUUCUUUCUUUUUUUUUUUGUAGGGCUAAUGAUUUCACCAAAGCCAGAUACUGCACUGGAAUUUUUCCUGAGCAAAAAUAAGUCAGCAAGUUACACUGCUUAUGUGACAAAACUUCACGAAUUUUUAGGAGGUAUGUAUAAAUAUAUUUUGCAAGCAACUUAUUUAAAAUAUUAAGAGGAAUGAAAAGUAGCUCCCUUCCAUCUGUUAGGUCUAGAACGUGAACAGGUCAUUGUAUUUCCCCCCCUUGGAACUUUAAAAAAAAAUUUAAUUAUUGUGUAUAAAAAGUGAGAUAAAUUUGUUCAAAGUUUUGAGAACUACUGGCAAUCUGAACAGCAAGUCUUCUGAAAGUCAGUAGGCACAUCCUCUGUAUUUAAUUGAAACAUGUCAUAAACUGUGUAUACUCUGUGCUAAAAAGAAAAAUGGAUUCUGUGCCAAGUCAGCUUCUAUUCUGUAUUAAUAAUUUCUUACUGAAGGUUCUAGGCCUUACCCAACUUUUAGAAAAUUAUGUUGGUGGCUUAUUUCUUGCCUACAUAUGCUGCCAUCUUUCUUUGAGAGUGGAGACCUAGUUGCCAUCAGUCACACCUCUGUAGAUGCUCAAGAUUGGUCACUGCUGCAGUCGCUAUGAGACUGGUCUUGAAAAUAUUUCAUAAAUGUCAACUGGUAGAGAAUGCUGCUCGCUGUAUGUUGAAGGGAAAUGGGAGCAUAUUCCAUACCAGGAGACAGAGGUGCCAUGAGGCAGUGUGUCACUAGUGGAUGUGAAAAGGUUCUUGUAUGAUUGUCCAGGGUCCUUCUGGUGAAAGAGAUUGGGCUGCAAAGGUGUUCAGGAGCAGUGAGAAAUCUCCUAAAACCAGAGGGCUAACGCUGCACUGUAAACCAUACUUGGGAACCUUGGAGGAAAAAUGUACAACUAUGUAUUCAAAUAAUACAAGGCUGUAUAAUCCCAACCAUUUUAGCAUGUAAUAAACCUGUGUCAUUGCAGUCUACUUUGGAAGCUGGAGAUAUUUGUAUGCUACUUUGGUUGAAAGCCACUGGGCUGGACCUUCUGUCUUAAAUUAGUACAGUGCCUAGUUCUGCCAUCUAGCAUCAACAAGCUUUCUUCUGCCAUUAACUGCCAUAGAAGUAUGCCUUGAGUGAAAAGCAUGCCAAAAAAGCAGCACAUUUGCUACAUGGAUAGCACUUGGGGGUGUCAUUUGUGAUCUAAAUGGCCACCCUCCAAGUACUAAUCUGUGGGCUAGAACAGUCCAACCCCCUGCCAUACAUGGUUAUAAUGUUGGCAUUGUUUCUAUGUAUGAAAUGUAUGCCCUGUGCUAUGAGGUUACUGACUCGUGGAAAGCUAAGGAGCAAACAUACUUUGAAAAAUCUCUGCAAGGGGCAGGCCAACAGUGUUCUUGUUGCAUUUCCAGAAUGCAUGCCAUUCCAUGUGCAAUUGUAUUUAUAUGAGAGAACACAUGCAAGACUGAUUUCUGCCUUCCAUUAUAAAUGAAAUUGAGCAGACGUAACACACCCUAGUUAAUAUUUGGCAAAGCCGCCAGUGCUUUGGAAGCCGGAUCUAGGACUACUGGUCCUUCUAGACAGGGAAGGGAGUCAGGGAAUUGCAUCUGAAACUGGUGUGGUUUUCUCUGCUGUAUUCUUGGAUAGAAAGUUGCAGGACACUUCACACUGCCAGCUACAGUUUAUAAGUGGGCAUCUGGGAUACUUGUAGCAGUGCAUUUGGGUAGCUGAGAGGAGGGAAGAUUGGCAAAUUGCAACUGUACCUUGUCUAUCACCCAUUCACAGCAAGCAGAAGCAACUUAUCCACAGUUGCAGACUUCAUGAUGAAAUGGCAUGUUUUCCACAGGAAUAUUUUUAACGGUAUUCAGAUGAGUUCAGACUGAAAUUCUGCCUUGAACUGCUACAUGCACAUAAACACCAGUGUGCUACCCUUUGUGACUCCAUCUGUAACUGACAUUGUAACUGAUAAUUGUAGGCUGUGAAGAAAUGGGUAAAGUUUCUUGGUAAAGUUUAUUUAAUGGAAUCUUGUGAAUAAUCCCACAAACAUUAUGAACCUUCAGUUCUUUACUAGUCUGCUACUAUCCUGUGUUUCCUUACUGGCUGUGGAGGAGGUAGAGGGACAAGGUAGAGGGAUUCCUGUUUGUUGCCAGCAUGGAAGCAGAGUACAGACUUGAGCUAGGCAGAGAAGCAAGGACCAGGUUUUGCAGGAUUCACAAUAAGAUUGCUUCUCCUAGGUAAAUGCAUGACAUUAGAGUUGUAGAAAGAAGGGUAAUACAAUUUGUCAUGACUGUAAUAAGUAGUUGGUUGGGUUUGAUUAGAUUAAAUUGGUAAGACAUUAAUGAUUUAAUUAAUGAAUGAACUGUUGAGAUGAUUUAUGUUUUCUAGGUCCUGGUUUUAUAAAAAUGUGAUUGCUUUAUUAUGUUUUUUGUAACUUGAUUAUAGCCAAAAUCAAAAUAAAGUAUGUGUAUAAAAUAUAUAUUUAAAAGAAAGGAAAGAAGGAAUAAGAGUAUAGUGGUUCCUCUAGAUAGUGUAGUGGUACCUAUAGUGGUACCUCUAGAUGCGAACGGGAUCCAUUUCGGAGCCCUGUUCGCAUCUAGAAGCAAACGUAACCCGCGUCUGCGCGUGUCACGUUUUGGCGCUUCUGUGCAUGCGCAUGACGUCAUUUUGAGCGUCUGCGCAUGCGCAAGCGGCGAAACCCGUUACUUCCGGGUUGCCGCAGAGCGCAACUCAACGUGCUCAUCCCAAAGCAUAUUCAACCCGAGGUAUGACUGUAACUGCCCUUGCUGAUGAAAGGGAACAAAAUUGGUUUGGCCUUUCCUGGAGCAGAUUAUAUUGGGGUAUGGAUGUGCUGUACCAGUUCAAGUGUGCACUUGAUUCCUUAGUUUAGCCAAGAACCUGUUUACACAAGGUACACCCUCCUCCAUAACUCUUGUUAGAUUGGAUUUUCUUAGUGCAAGCCUAUGCAUAUUUAUUCUGCAGUAAACCCACUUGUUCGUUGCUUUAAUGUAAGUGUGCAUAGAGUUGCAGCCUUAAUUUUGCAGCACUGGGGACACAGGAAUGGAUGAAAGUGGUGGAACUGCCCAGCAUCAAAACUAGAAAUCUGAUGGUUGGGAACUUAAGUAAAGAGAUGGUGUUAAGUAGCUGUGCUCUGCUUCCCAUGCUUAGGCAUGCUCAUAUUUAUUGUUUUACAUGUUGCAGGUGAGAGUAGAAAGAAGGGGGGCAAAUAAAGGUGACAUAAGGUGAAAAGUGAGUUGACAGACAGAGCAUAAGAGACAGAGAAAGGUGAACGAAGGUGGCAGAGGUGAUGACAGGAGGAAAGUGAGAGGAGAAAUGAAUAGAAGGCAAACGAGAGAGGAGCUGAAAGUAAGAGAAGGUGACUGAGAAAGCGAAGGCAAGCUACAGUGGAAGGAAAGAUGAAUGAAAGAGGAGAUUGCAGCAAGCGUGGAUGCUUUUUUUGAUAAGAACAAUGCAGACUUGAAUGUACUGUUGACAUGCCUUUAUUCAGUAUGAAAUACAAUCUUCACUGCAGGGAGAUAUCCCAGAAAGUAAAAAAGAACAACUAGUAAGUCUGUCUGCAAGUUUAACCAUUGUUGUAUUAAAUAUGGUCUUAUUUGUAUUGAGAAAAGUAACUUGCCAAUAACACAGUGUGUGACACAUGCUGAAAGAGUAGCAACUAAGUUGGAAACCAUCAAAUUUGUAUAGGCACUUAGAAACACUGCAGUUAAGCUGUAAAGAGAAAACUGCUAAAUUCUAGAACUUCAUUGGAACGUACACGAAAAGCCUCAUUUCUGGUAUUGUAUUGGAGACUUUUAUUGGCAACUUCCAUUUUGUGUGCCCUGAAAUACCUGGUAUAGCAAUGGCUUUGAAGCUGAAAUCUGUACCUUUGUCAGGCACCACAAUUGAUUUUUUUAAAAGGUUUAUCUCAAAAGAUAAAACUAUAAAAUCAUGAAAAAUUUACAACUAUACUUGAUGACAAUCCUGUUUUAAGACUACAGAUAGCUCACUAUAUAUAAAACGAAGCAGGCAUUUUUGAAUGCCACUAGAUGCAUCGGUGGAUGCUUAAGCAUAUUCUUCUUGCAGCUGCGAUGUAUGUUUUAGCAUAUGAAUGGUUAAGACAGAGGAAUCUUUUAUCUCAGUUCUUAACAUUAAACACCAAAGCACUAAGAUCAGUAAGAAAAUUUGCCUGGUCUUCAAAAAUUUUCAGCUACCUCCACCUUAGUGCUGAAAUAGGGAGGACUGGAAAUGCUGAUUUUGUGUGUUGGUGUAUAAGAGCAUGUGCACAUAAACAUUGGCCGUGCCCACUGCUGAUGUAUGGCUUUUGGGAGGGGGGUGCUGAUAGUUGAUACAUUCCUUGGGCCAAAAAAGGUUAGCCACGCCUGUUUUAGAAGAACAAAUGGAUAUUGUUUUAUUAUGUUCUUUUUAUUGUGUGUUUUGUGUUUUCGUAAAGUAAUAUUUCCCCUGAGUCUCAAAUUUUAAUAUCAGAUCUAUAAUUGCAUUCAGUUAUUUACUCGGUAGGGACGUGGGUGGCGCUGUGGUCUAAACCACUGAGCCUAGGGCUUGCCAGUCGGAAGAUCAGCGGUUCGAAUCCAUGCAACGGGGUGAGCUCCCGUUGCUCGGUCCCAGCUCCUGCCAACCUAGCAGUUUGAAAGUAUGUCAAAUUGCUAGUAGAUAAAUAGGUACCGCUCUGGUGGGAAGGUAAACGGCGUUUCUGUGCGCUGCUCUGGGCUCGCCAGAAGUGGCUUAGUCAUGCUGGCCACAUAACCCAGAAAAACUGCCUGCGGACAAACGUCGGCUCCCUCGGCCAGUAAAGCAAGAUGAGCACCGCAACCCCAGAGUAGUUCGUGACUGGACUUAACUGUCAGGGGUCCUUUACCUUUUUAUACACUUGGUAGGUAGGUAGAGGAACAAGAAUAAUAAUAAAUAAAACUUAAGUUUUCAAGAAGACAUACUUUAAAGUUACCCUAGCAACAGCUGAGAUUGAAAAUGCCACCUAAUGGCUGAAGAUUUAUAGCAUCACCUUUAUAGCAUCACCACUCUGCUCUGCCAGCUGCUGCUGAUACAUUUGUACUUUAUCCUAUUGGGGGUUUGCUCUUGUAUGUUUAUUUUUGUGUUUCCUGUCACCUGUCUGGUCCCCAGAUCUGUCAGACCCUUAAGGGUGAGCAAGUUUAAAGCUUCUGGAUGGGAAGCUCUUAUUUUCCUCCAGCAGUUACUGAGCUUCUUGUUUUUGGCACAUGUCCAACAUCUGGUAUCACUUCUUGUGGGCCGCAAAUGGGCCCACACCAGGCCUUAGAGUCGUAGCCCUUAUUCUAGUGGGAGCUUGGAGAGUGGGCAGUGAGGAUCUCUUGCUCUUUUGAGUAGAUCAAAGCUCUUUACAAAUCAUCACAAAUUUAAUCAGUGCAAUGAUAAUAAAGCACAUGUUGCACCAUGCUUGGACUUUAAUGAGCUUAAAAUUCUAAAUCCAGCAGGAGACAUCAGUUUUGCAAUGAAUUAAAACCAGUAGCAUCUGUUACCAUUUGGUGCCAGCUACCUUUUGAGCUAGUUUUCAGCAAAGAUGACCUUGAGAUUGCUAACAGGUUCCAGCUCCAGAUGCAUGGACUUUUGAAACUUUUUGAUUCUCAUGUUGCAGCUAGGCUUCUAGGUGGAUUUCAGCUAUUAACAAAUUGAAGGCCACUGCACAAAUGCUACAGCAGUGUUAACUGAACCGCAUGGCCCCAGUGUCCCCACAUCAUACUUUUCCAGUAGACUUCAAGCAAUCUAUAUUUCAUUAGUUCUUUCUGUCCUUCACUUCAGGAAGAGUAUUUAUUGAAUGUGUGUUGUAGUCAUCUGGUGAAUACUGAAUAUUGAAUGUGUGUUACUUUAUUUCAAAGCUUGGAAAUCAUUCUCCAAAUUCUUUGAAGCUGUUAAGUCAAUAGUUUUUAUAUGUAUUGAAUUAAUGAGUGCGUAAUGUGAUGCAUUGAAUUGUUUCCCCCAGCGUAUAAUGAAUCAAAGCAGGUGGAUAACAUCCUGUGUACUCCAGGACAACUCUUUGUACAGGAUUCUGAUGCUGAAAAAAAAGUGUGCAAAUUUAAUCGUUCUAACUUGGGACCAUGCUCUGGACUACAAGAUGCAACUUUUGGUUAUGCUAAAGGAACACCAUGUGUUAUUGUAAAAAUGAAUAGAGUAAGUAUAUUGACUCUUUAUAGCUUUCUAAAAUUUACCUAUGUUUCUGCUGGCAACUGCGUUUCAAGUGGAAGGAUAGUUUGUAGUGACAGCUGGCCCUUGCAAUCAGGCAGCAUCACUUAAGGCAUGUCUGUGUUCACUCUAGUGCACCUAUGGAACACCUGCAUGAGCAAGCUUCUUAACUGAUACCCAUGUUGGAGUGCUUUAUAGGUGCCGUUAGAAACGCCUGUGGAGCUACCCUCAGUUUUGAAUUUGGAGAGAAAGCAAUUGCAUACCUGUGUCAUUUCUUUCAGGCUAAUUUUAUUACAUUUUUACUGCAUAAAGGAGCAGCAUUUUGUCCUGUUUUCCCUUCGUAUCCCCAGGAGCUUAGAAAUCAUGUAACUUUUGUGCUUUAGAGCACUAAACUAUUAGCAGUAUAUUUCUAGGCUGAAUGCCAGUACUGCUACUGCUAAUAACAAGGGCCUUACCUGCGUCAUGCAAGAGAUUAUCUGCCAGUUGGCCAAAAUUGUUCGUCACAAAACUAUACAAAACCGUUUUAAUGUGUCUUGCUAGAAAGAAAGAUAAGGGCUGUGAUUUGACUUACUGCAACCUCUUGCUGCAGACUUUUUAGCUAAAAUAUUUCAUUAUUCGGCAGUUGACUGCAUGUUAUGUGACAUGUCUCUUGCAUAUGCCAUCUGGAUUCAGCUAUUAAUGUUACAUGCCUAAUUUGAAGUAAUGAACUGCUGCUGCUCAAAAUGUCAUGUGGAAGUGGAACCCUCUGAGUGCUGUUGUGGCUGUACUUUAAAACAGGGCAGUUCUGCAGUACCUGAUCCGGAAGACUCUGCUUAUUAAGAUUUUGCUUCCUUAUUGAGAACUCUCUUUUUCUGUGCAAAAACCAUUGCAUAGGUAACACAGCUGUUGGAUAAGGCACACAUUUGUUGCACAUCUUACAAAACUGUUAUGACUGAGUUGAUUACCUUAAUGAGAUUGCAGCAGAGCCCAACUUCUGCCUCUUGUCAAAUCUUAUUGGCAGUGAUGCUAGGAAAGAGGGAGAGGGGCAUUGCAUGUGUGUUCAACAUGCCAAAGCUGCUUAUUUUCAGCAGGCACAUUAGGAGACAAUAUUUGUGGAUUUGUACAUUUGGUGUUUGCGAGUGGGCCUACCGAAAAUAAGCAGCUUUGGCAUAGUUGAACUUGAAAAGCUGCCUUUCAUUACCCUUUCCCCUGAAACUCUGAAUAUACAAACUUCUUAAUUUGGGAACAGUAACUUUUCUGUAAAGUGGAUCACAGAAAAAUUAACCUUUUGAUAAAGAGAAUUCCUUGCAGCCUUGCUAUAAUUCACUUUUUUCCACAUUUACAACAUAACUAAUAAUGUAUUCCCUUCACCUACAAAAAGGAGUUUAUAGAGAUUCUUCUACAUUUCAGAUAAUUGGAUUAAAACCUCAAGGAAUGCCAGCUAUAACAUGUGAAGCUAAGGUGAGUAUUUUCAGAUAAGAAUGUGCAUAUAUUCAUGUUGUUAAAGCAAGUUUAGGGAAGCAAAUUUACUAUAAAGUCAUAGAUGUUGUGAGUAUUUUUAGUCCUUUGUUCAUUUAUAAAAGCUAGCAAUUUCUCUUUUAUCUUUGGGUCAGUUAGUUGCUCAGCUUGAAAGUGUUGUUUUUAUAGUUUUCAUUUAGAAUAGAUAUUAUGGGUUCCUCAUAUUUACUUUUUUCUUUUGUUCCAUUUCAUAACCAACAUUUUGUUUUUCUCUGCAUGCUGCAAAUGCACCUUACACAAUAUAUUUAUGGUGGGUAAGAAAAUGAACAAUGAAGUAGUUUAGAUUAUAACAUCUUAGCAUUUGAAUUGUUCAUCUGUAAGCACACUCCAUUUUCUUCAAAAUCUGUUUCUUUGUUAUAAAUGUUCCAUGUGCUUUAAAUGUUUAUCUGUAUGCAGAUUUUUGUGUGUGUGAGUGAGAGAAAGUAAAUGCAGGUUCCUUGCCCCCCCAAUUCAGAGUUGAAUGAAUUUGUUUUUCAGAAGCAUGUGUCCUUCUCAUCCCUUAUUCCUAUGCAGCAAAUCCUUCCCUGCUCUGAAUCUAAAUCAAAGCUGGGUUCUCAAAGUAAUUUUAGAUUGAAUCAGCUUCAUUAAAAAGAAUUAUUGGUUUUUAUAAAAACUACAAAAGAAUCAGUUUUAAUUUGAAUUAUAAUUGUGAGGGCCACACCGCCAAGGUGAGGGAAGUGAGAGAGCAGGGUGUAUGCGUGACUAAUGUCUUGAUCUCAAAAGCAAGGCUCAAUUAAGACUAGAUACUUUAGAAAUGAGCAAAAAAAAGACAGAUAUAAUUAUUGUUACAAAUACAUAUAGUAUCCAAGUGAAACUAAUAAAUAUAAUCUGCAUACAUACUAUAAGAAUAUUAUAUGUGCAUGUGUGUAUGCCACCUGUACAUAUUUUUCUUACUGCUUUGACAGUGGCCCAGAUUGCUCAUGCUUUCUCCUCCUGAUACAAGCCAGAGCAACAAACCACAUUUCCUGGUUUAGAAUUUCAUCCGAACAUGGUUAUUUCACUCAGACCAUAAUUGGUAAGCUAAGAACAAACCUUGGCUUCAAAUCAUGGUUUGCUUGGUGCAAAACAACCUGUGCGGGGGGGGGGGGGGUUUGCAAAGCACAUGCUCAUUCAGAGUAAACCUUUAACAAUAGUGUACUGUGUUGUGUGAACACUGCUAAUAUUGUAUCUGUAAAACCUUUGCACCCUUUUAACCCAAUUUAGCAAUGUGUUCUAGGUGUGGAAGUGCUGGCACAAAAAUUGUUCUGGGUGUAAAGCUGGUGUUGAUUGUUUUCAGACAUCUAAAGUCCUUAUUUGUGUAGAUGUGUUUACAUCCAUAAUUGUCUUUACAUGGGUUAACACUUGUCAUGCAUGUGACUGACAGAUUAAAAAGAACAUUAAUAAUGGCCCCUAGAUGACACCUUGAGAUGUGGUGUAAUGGUUAGAGCAAAGCUUUCUAAACUCUGUGUUGUGACAGAUUAGUGUGUCAGCUGCAGUGUCGCGUUAAUGCUCCCUUUGCUCUUCCCGGGACUGAAAAGGGGCUAGUUUAACCUCCGGUUUGUUGGUAAAACUGAACUACUGUGUUGUGAAAUGAUGCAUGUCUAGAAAGUGUGUCAUUGACAUGCAAAGUUUGGAAAGCUCUGGGUUAGAGUGUUGGACUAUAACUUGGGAGACUAGGGUAUGAAUUCCUACUCAGCCAUGAAGCUCACUGGGUGACCUUGGGCCAGUCACUAUCUCUUAAGACUAACCUACCUCACAAGCUUGUGAAGAUGAAAUGGGGUGGAGAACCAUGUACACCACAUUUUAGUUACUUGGAAGAUAAAGAAUGGAUAUCACGAAGGCAGUGUAUCAUAUGCAGCAUAAUUCUUUUAGCUACUCCAUUUCCUCUUUGCCAGCCUAUGCUGUUCUGUACUUCUGAAUCAAAGAGAUGUGUUUCACCUUAUGUGACCCAAUAGUGAAAUAACAUUCAUUUUACCUCCUCCUGCUUCUUUCUGUCCAAUAGCUUAAAAUUAGGAUCACACCAGAAAGCAGCUGUUGUAACUAAAGUGAAAUAUACUGUGUAAUGUUUUCCCCAAACAUUUUGUACUAUAUACGGCAUGCUGACUACUUGGAACAGUUGAAGUUUUAUACCUGUGGUGAGAUACAACUUGUUGCUUGACAUGCUUUCCACAACUGACGUUCUCUGCUAAAUUCAAUCAACAGAAAAUUUAAAGUGCAUAGUUUUCAUCCAGCUUUCCCCACAAUGGUUUAAUUUAUGCAAAUUAAAAGAACACUAGCUCUUGCUUCACCAUAAUUUUUCUCAGCUCUUAUUUUUGGUGAUGGAAUAUACUGGCUUUGAUGCAUGUAUCAUGAUGCAUUAGUUGCAAGGCUGAUUCAGGCAUUAUUUGGGAGCAUUUUCUUUCUUUUUAGUGGAGGAUUUUGUUAUACACCAGGCCAGACUUGGAGGGUCAGAAGAGUUCCAUCUCCUUUAUCAGAAAACUUUAUUCAUGUUGCAGCAGGCUUAGAGGCUUUGCUCCUGGUGUUGAGCCAGAGAAACAGAUUGCAGAUGAUUGAUGCUGAAUGUCCUUUCCAGUGUUGAUGAGCCUGAUAGACUCCCUUGUAUUCUAGGAAGCUGUGGUCCAUGAAUCAGGCUGCAUGAAAACUAGAGUGCAAGUGGCGGAAGUCUCACCAUGAAAUGGAAUGAACACUGGUUAUGUUAGUGCACAUAAUCAUGCCUAGCAUAUGGUAGUGUGAAUAGCAAAGUAGGUGCUCUUCACAGUCUGCAUUGCAUCCUCAAGCAGAGACUAUUUCAAGUAUUCUGCACCUGCACCAGUAAUCUGUAUGCCUCGUUAACUGGUUGAGUUCUAUGUGUUGUAAGCACUUCAUUGCAUAACUUGGAAAGAGGCAGUAGUUUGGAUUUAAGUAUCAACCAGUCAUAAAUAUCCCCUUUUUAGGGAUGGUGAUAGACAAUAUUGUGGAGGAGCAGUCAGACUUCCUUGGAUGAUACGGAUUAUCACCCAUUCCAUUCAUGGUUCAGUCUUGAAACAGUCCUGGUCGCCCUGAUAGAUACUGUAUUUUUCGCUCCUUAAGACGCACCUAGUCCGUGCCUCCUCCGCGUAAGAUGCACAGACAUUUCCCCUUUCUUUUUAGGAGGAAAAAAGUGUGUCUUAUGGAGUGAAAAAUACGAUAAUGGGACAAAAGAAGUGUGACCUUGCUCUUUUUUUCACAGAUCUGUCUGGUUUCUGGACCAGCUUCAUGUGAUAGGUAUUAGGGAUCCCUGUGUUCCACUACUACCUGUGUGGAGGAUUUUCAUCCCCCUGGAGUGCUACAGGGCACUAACAGGGCACUAAUCCCCAAUGCCAUUUAAUACCCACAUGAAGCUGUUGAGAGCAAGGAUGCUUAUGACACUCAGUUCUAUUUCUUCAAAACUGAAUCAGGUGGUCAUAGGGACCCUGAACCAGGGUAUUGGUGGGCCAGAAGAGGGAAAAUAACUGAGCUUCAAUCCUGAUAGACAGAGGAGCAAGAGAAAUCUGCUAAUUGCCUUAUCUGGAUGUAGUUGCACUCUUUUUGAAGGAUCAGAUGCAUAGUCUGGGGUUGCUAUUGAAUCCAGCUUUGUCACUAGAGGCCCUGGUGGAUAGGACAACCUUCUACUAACUUCCCUAGUAUACAACAGCUGUGGCUGUUCCUAGACCAAGAUAGCUUGACCAUAGCAGUCCAUGUAUUGGUUACUUCAGUGCAUUCAAUGUAGGGCUUGCCUUGUGGUUGGUUCAGAAACCACAGUUAGUGCAGAAUACUUCAGAGCAAUUGUUGACAGCAGUGGAAUCCUGCCAACCGAUUAUACCACCUCUGCUCAAAAAUCUGCACUGGAUACUUAUUUGCUACUGAGUUUAGUUCAAGGUUUUACUGUUUGUGUACAAGGCCUUUCAUAGUGGGGCUGGUGUACUUGAAAGACCACUUUGUCCUGUUCAUUCUGUGGAAUAUAUAAUGUUCUUUCUACAUUUGUGAAGUCUGUUUUCUAGUAUGGCAGCUCAUUAGCCACACACCCUUUCUGUACUGUUUUAGACACCUGCUAAAAACUUCUUUAUUUCAGCAAGCCUACCCAGACAUAUAAUUUAGUUAAGUAUACAUGUUUUAAAAUUUUGCUGAUUCAUGUAUAUGUGGAUUUAAUUAUAUUUUAUGUAUACUACAGAUUCUUUUGAUUGAGUGGUUUAUAUUGUUUUCUCAAAUUAAGAUUGCAGGCAGCAUGGAAACACAUGGCAUAUACUUCCAAGUGCAUAAUAUGUCAGUGGCCAGUGUUUUUCUUUUCUUUUUCCAAAUACGAUGGACACUGUCUGCUUAAAAUAAGUAGGCUCUUUGGAAGCUGAACAGUUCAGUGAUUUGGACAUUCCAAAAGAUGUCUCUUCCAUGUAGAUCUAGAGGUGAUCAAAGUCUGAAUUGAGUCUAGACACAUAGCCACAUUGCUGGGGUAUCAAGAGAGGCAGGCUCUGAAUGGAUAAUGCCUGACACAGUGGCACUAAGAAAAGGGGUGGUGUCAUCCCCGUGGUCAUUGCAAUGACAGGAAAUCACAGCUUUUAUGACAUCCAUGGAAGCAUUUUCUGUUCUGUUUGUGCGGUUGUGAAAUGUUGUGCAAAGGCUGCUCAGGUAGCAUGUGCUGUGGUUGCAAGGUCUGUGAAGUUUGUUGAUACUACUAUUUCACUGUUACACUUGUGUGUUAUAGCACACGUCUUUUUAUUUGUCAUUUAUUACUUACAUGCCUACCCCCUUCCCACCACACAAGUAUUGAAGUUUUUGUACUUUAAAUGAGGAGGUAUUGUUGGCUUGGACUUACUUGCAAGUAUUGUUUUACUGGACAAGGAGUAGCACUGAAGGGCAUGGCUUGCUUUUUACUUUGUCCUGCUUAGUAACUACCAUCAGGUAUUUUAUUUGUAUGGCAUUGCUGGUUACACUUGACCUGAUAACAAAGGGCUAAGCAAGCUUAACUUUGUGUGUCUGGCUUUCUGAAUAUUCACCCUAACAUCAUUUUAAGCGAACAAAAUAAAGGGUUUAACUAUAUUUAUUGUGCAUUUAUUUUUGCUUGCCCACAAACUGUUUUUUUAAAAAAACUUUCUAUUUUAAAAUAUAUAUAUAAUCUCCCAUCUAUAGGAACAAGGCAAGGCUAUGAUAACUACUUUUCCUCCUGAGGGAAAACUUGAUUUAAUGUAUUUCCCGUACUAUGGAAAAAGAUUACAUGUGAGUAUAUCUAAAUUGUGCUGCUUUUCCUCAAAACAAUUUACUGAAUACAAUCUUUUGAAACUGUUAUUUAAACUAACUAUUGUUAUUUAACUAGACUGCCUGCAACUGAACAUCACUCCCUGUGCACUUCUUUAAAUUUGUGAGGGUGGGUUGGUAGUAAGCUAGCAUUCAGACUUGAUACUGCCCAGCCAAGGAGCCACAAUUCAUCCCUUUAGGCCUCUCCACCUGUUGGUUCAUAUGUUAUACGAGAGUUCUGCUAUUGGGCCGUAAGUGUGCCCAGGGCUAAAGGGGCAUGUUGCAGUACAGUAUUCCAUGGGGCACUGAAAUUGUAAAUGAGGCUCUUGCUCAUAGGAGGGCCCUGUGACCCUAUGGAUGUUGCUGUACUCCCAAUAUCAUCCUUUGUGACCAUUGGCUAUGUUAGCUGGGGCUGAAAGGCAUUGGCAUCCCCGAUAUAUGUUUUACCAUUUAAUCUAUUUUCUGUCAUUUUCCAGUAAGAAAAAGUUGAUGGCUGAGACUGCAAUGUUUUAUGCAUGCUUGGGAACAGGAAGUGCCGAAUACAGCAUGACUGCUUGCUUCUGAAUAAGCAAUAAUAGAUAAAGCUGAAAGUCUCACAAGCCCAUUUGCCAGUGCUGCUGUGUGCCCAACAUUUGCUUGGUCUAAAAAUGAGAUGUGAUUUGGGGCAAUUAGGGCGCCUUCAGGAGUGUUAAAAGCCUGCCUUUAUUAUUUUUAAUUAAAAAGAUCUUCUCUCUCAUUCUCUCUCACUAGCCAAACUACUUACAGCCACUAGUAGCUGUUCAACUAGAAUUUAACACAACCAGUACCAAAGAAGAUGUAACGGUUGAAUGCAAGAUCACAGGAUCAAGCAAUUUAAAAAAUGAAGAUGAUCGUGACAAGUUUCUGGGACGCGUUUCCUUCAAAUUUCUGAUAACUGAAUAGAAGUCAACAGUGUCUUCACAAAGUAAACCUUGUGUGAUUUUUUUUUGUAUCAGCGGGACCUGCCAUUCUAGAAGAUGAGACCACCUUUGAGAAGCAUAGGGUGGGACGUGGCAUUCAGGGUAGCAUAAUAAUGUGCUUCCAAAUCAUGUUUUAAAUCCUUCACAAAAUAACUGCAUGUCAUGCUUUUGCCUGCCCUGUUGGACCAGUGUACAGACAUAGUUUGUCAUUUUAGGGACCUGUAAAUAACUUGUAAUCAUGGUGGUCUUUGUCCUGUUCCAAAAUGUGGGCUUUAUCCCCAAGUGAGUGUCUCAAAUGUGCUGUGCUAUGUAAAUAUUGUAUUGGUUUAACACUGGUUUAACUAUCAUAUCAAUACCAACACAGUUUUAGGAGAAAAUUUCAAACUUCCCAACCUCUCAUAGUGAGUUGUGUUUUGUGCAGGGAUGCCUUAAGUCCUGUAUUGAGUUGGAGGAAGUGGACUUUAAGUGUCAAAAAUCAAUACUAACAUUAUUUAAAUACUGAACUAGUCUGUUGUGCUUGUCAUCAUGCAGGUAUUGUGUGUUUGUGUAAAGUUUGGUCUAGAUUUGAUAUUUUAGUUGAGAAACUGAUUGUCAUCGUAUUAAAUGCUUGCUGUUAUGUGGAGCACAGAUAAAACCAAUACAAUGUCACUUUUAAAACAUUUUUAGUUGAACUAUUGGUAUGAACAUUUCUUUAUGUUUAUGGUUUAGAAACUUGGUAAUGGUUGUACUGCAAAGCUGCUUGGAAGAAAAGACCUCACUAUGUGGGAGUAGACUUACACUUUCCAAUAAAAAAAAUCCCUGGAAGGAGAAAUGUCUGUUUAAAAUUUUAAAGCUCAAAAUAAGGACUGUAUUGAUUAAACAUUCCUUUGUUUAAUUUAUAUAGUUUGGGAUGAGUUAUGUUCUAUGUUUUGCUGCUGGGUAUGCACAAUCACACACUAACAACCUUUAAACUCCAAACUUUGUUUCAAAGGUUGAGAAGUCCUCUCUUCAUUCUCAGAUAUAAGAUCUUUUAAGCCAGGCCUUCCUAGGAAGGGAGCUGCUCAGAGCAUGGCCAUUAUGAAAUUUGUAACCAAUUCCAGUAGGUGUGUGUAUAUGAUAGAGAAUUUGGAAAUGAAGGUGCUAAAUGGCCAGAAAAUGUAAAAAGAUACAGUCCAACAAUUUUGUGUAGAGCUUAAAUGUGUACAAGAUGAGCACAAGGGACCAUUUCAAGCAACAUUCAUACUGAGGUUUUGUUAUAUAGGUGUGGCAGGGGAAAACAUUGGUCUUCAGCUCUGAAACUAAUAGAAUCAAAUUAAUUAUGUCCUAGUUCAGCAGUUUUACAAUACAAAUUCCCAUGACCUUUCCUUUGUUAAACUUAUGCCCUCCAGAGCAAAGCUGUUAGGCAGUUGUGUCUAACUAAAUAACUACUGAAGCACCUUGAAGACUACCUCCACUACAGCUCCUGAAGUUGUUUGCAUGGAAGAGACCAAAAAGGAAAUUAAGUUCCAUCCUGCAUUCUCAACCCUUAUUUUUAGUCUGGAAUCCUUGCCUGCUCAGAAUGAUUAGCACAGAUAACUACACAAACAUCCUCCUACAGAGUGGCUUGCUCAGCUUUCUGUAUCGCUACCCCUUUUGGAUUUGAGCUAAUUCCUACAAACUAUAGUUUAACUUUAAAUUUAACUUUAAAUUUGGACCUAAACCCUUGUUGGAAUGGUUUGCUAUUCUAGGGAGAGAAAUGGUUUACAUGGUGAGAACAUUUGUGGAUUUCUGUUAAGGGAAUAUCUGUCCUUUACUAAUGCUAUAUAAUUGUGCAGCAAUUGGCUGGAUAUAUAGAUUGCAAAUGUAAGGAAUCUGCUCCUAAGGCAACCUCUGCAGUCAGUAAAUUUGCUAGUUAUUCCCAGGCUUAGCUUACCAUAAUUUUCAUUAAUUACAAACUUUAAAGGGGUGAAGGGUCCAUAUAUGCAUCUUUAUGCAGCAUACUACUACUGAACUUGUAAAGCAAUGUGCAUAGGAGAAGAAUAAAAUUCAGGUUAAAAGUUAUGUAAUGUGCCAUUGCUUGAAAUAGCUGUGGGCCUCUUCUGUGCAUACAGCAGAUGCAUUUUGACAAACACAAAUGCAAUCGUAGCUAAAGCAGAACAAAAUCCACUCUGAAGCCUCUCCAGCUACUGGAGGUUUUAGAGGCCCAUGAGCCCACCUCACCCUAUUUAUCAUAGCUUUUGCAUUUGUCCUAUUUAUAAGGGGGACUAACAAGCAGCAGCUUUACACAGUAUCAACUUGCUGAAGUCACACACAGAAGAGUGGCUAAACAGCCCUUUCCUCCCUCCCCUUCUCUCACUCAGCUAUGGGAAAUACCACUUGUGUGAGUGAUUAAUUGAACUGAGAUACAGUGGUGCCUCGCAAGACGAAAUUAAUCCGUUCCGUGAGUCUCUUCGUCUUGCGGUUUUUUCGUCUUGCGAAGCACGGCUAUUAGCGGCUUAGCGGC
Podarcis lilfordi (Lilford's wall lizard) is the source of this 33719-nucleotide messenger RNA. NCBI's taxonomy places the organism in Eukaryota, Metazoa, Chordata, Lepidosauria, Squamata, Lacertidae. The record is from the annotation of a GenBank genome assembly.